This is a messenger RNA of Aegilops tauschii subsp. strangulata, 2357 nucleotides long. Its product is annotated as receptor-like protein 2. NCBI's taxonomy places the organism in Eukaryota, Viridiplantae, Streptophyta, Magnoliopsida, Poales, Poaceae. The record is from RefSeq and is a predicted model, not a curated record. Gene Ontology annotation, molecular function: protein binding.
CUUCUUUGCCUCUCCUACCAGCUCCUGCACGGAGCAGGAGAGUAGCUCUCUCAUCAACUUCCUAGAUGGGCUCAUGCCAGAUGGCAACGGUGAUCUCAACGAUUCAUGGGUGAAUGGCACAAACUGCUGCAAAUGGGAAGGCAUCCUCUGCAGCAGCGAUGGGACAGUCACAGAUGUCUUGCUGGCCGCCAGAGGUCUUAAAGGGGGCAUCUCGCCAUCCCUCGUCAAUCUUACAGGCUUGUUGCACCUAAACCUGUCCCAUAAUUCGCUCGAAGGCAGUCUACCAAUAGAAUUAGUUUUCUCCAGAAGCAUUAUUGGCCUCGACGUCAGCUUCAACCGCCUCAAAGGUCAUCUACAAGAGAUGCAAUCCUCAAACCCCAGCCUUCCUCUCCAGGUACUGAAUAUCUCAAGCAAUUCCUUCACAGGACAGUUCCCAUUAACAACAUGGAAGGUGACGAAGAAUCUGGUUGCUCUUAAUGCAAGCAAUAACAGCUUUACAGGACAAAUACCAUCUUCUAUCUACAUCAAUGCCCCAUCAUUUGCCAUGCUUGAUCUCUCAUAUAACCAAUUCAGCGGCAAUAUUUCUCUGGGGCUUGGCAGUUGCUCUAUGCUGACAGUGCUCAAAGUUGGCCACAACAACCUUGUUGGAGCUCUCCCUGACGGACUCAUCAAUGCUACCUCACUGGAGCACAUCUCUUUAGCCAACAAUGGUUUGCAAGGAGUUCUUGGUGGUUCCCAUAUAUUCAAAUUAAGCAGUCUGACUGUCCUUGAUCUUGGAUCGGCUGGUCUCAGUGGCACGAUUCCAGCUUCUGUCGGCCAGCUAAGAAGAUUAAAGAAACUCUACUUGGAUCACAACAAUAUGUCUGGUGAACUGCCAUCGGCCCUAGGUAACUGCUCAAAUCUCGGAUACAUUACCCUCAGAAACAACAGUUUUACCAGGGAUCUUAGCAAAGUCAAUUUCACCAUGUUGGAUCUGAGGACAGCUGAUUUUUCAUUGAACAACUUCACUGGUACAAUUCCUGAAAGUAUCUACUCAUGCACCAACCUAGUUGUGUUACGCCUGGCUUUCAAUAAAUUUCAUGGCCAGUUCUCACCAAGCAUUGGAAAUCUCAGGUCCCUCUCCUUCUCAAUUACCGGCAACUCUUUUACAAAUAUCACAAAUACACUUCAGAUGCUCAAGAGAUGCAAGGAUCUCACCUCCCUGAUGAUGGGAAGCAAUUUCAAGGGUGAAACCAUACCACAUGAUGAAACAUUUGAUAGUUUUGGGAAUCUUCAGGUAUUGACCAUAGAUGAUUGCCCAUUGACCGGACAAAUACCUCUUUGGAUAUCAAAGCUUGCAAAAUUGGAGAUGCUAGAUUUAUCAUUAAAUCAACUCACUGGACAAAUACCAUCCUGGAUUGAUGAACUGGGCUUCCUGUUCUUUCUAGAUAUAUCAAGCAACAAACUUACAGGGGAUAUACCAGCUGCAUUGACAAAGAUGCCAAUGUUACUAUCAGAGAGAAAUGCUGCCAAGUUGGACACAAGGUUCCUUGAGUUGCCUGUAUUUUGGACGCCAUCACGUCAAUACCGGACGGUCGGUGCUUUUCCCAGCAAAUUGUGUCUGGACAACAAUAAUUUUACUGGUGUAAUUCCCCCUGAGAUUGGUCAGCUACAAAUGCUCGACAUCCUGAAUUUAAGCUCCAAUAGCUUAACUGGUGAAAUACCACAAGAAAUCUGCAACCUCACAAACCUGCAAAUUCUUGAUCUGUCGAACAACCAGCUCACAGGUGAAAUAGCACCAGCAGAAACUGCAUUUUAAACUUCUUUGUCAGAAUUUCGUGUGUAUGCGUGUGUUGAUCUUGGUUCUUGGCUGAUUGAUAGGUUGAUUCUGAUCAAGUGCAAGGUUGUAAAUGUUCCAUCGGAUCACCUUGUAGCAAAAUCAUGUCCCUCCCUUUCUCAUCCAAAGGCCCAUAAGCGUCAGUGCACUCAGAUUCCAAGAUACUGGCAACAUGCGUCAGUGCACUCAGAUUCCAAGAUACUGGCAACAUGCAUCUUACGACUGAGGACUCACAUUACUUUGGAAAAAAGAUUCCGAGAUCUGCUCUAUGAGGCUGAGAGGCGAUCAUGGCGGUUGGCAACUGUAGGAAAGCAUCUACCUGAUGCACAGCCAGCACAGGUUUGGCUUAACCACAUUCCUCCAACUGCAACACGAACGCCCUGCAACCCUGCAGUUCAGCUAACAUAAUAAAUCUCCCCCAACACAAAAACAAAAGGAACAUAUCAUAUGAGCUGUAAUGUUCAUCAAUCAACUUAGAUAACUGGUAGCAAGCAAGUUUCCCACAAGUCGCACAGCGGUAAAUGUUUACAGGUCCAUGUAA